CUCCUGGACAUGAUGGUCGCAGAGGAGGAGAGCCUGAAGGAGCGUCUCUUGAAGAGCAUUGCCCUGUGUCGGAAGGAGAUUGACGUCCUCUGCAGGGAGCUCCAGCUGGACCCCUUUGAGGCAGAGGAAGAAAGUACCAUUCUGCAGAUGGAGAAGAAUCUGCGGACCCACGUGGAGGUGAUGCUGAAGCAGAAGAGGGACAGGAAGCAGGAGCUGAAAACCCUGCAGGAACGAGAUCGGGACCUGUGUGACAUCCUCUGCACCACCCCCUUCUGCAUCGACAGCAACGCCGUGCCCAGCCUGGAGGACCUGGAUCGCUACAGGUGCCACGUGGCCUCCCUGGUCGCCGAGAAGGAGCAAAGGCGGGAAGCGUUUGUCAGCAGCAAGCGGCAAAUCAUCCUCCUCAUGGAGGAGCUGGACCACACUCCAGACACCAGCUUCGAGCGGGACGUGGUGUGCGAGGACGAGGAAGCUUUCUGUCUGUCCGAGGACAACAUCGCUGCCCUCCAGACCCUGCUGCAGCAGCUGGAGGCCCGGCGGUCCCUGAACGAAGCCGUGUGCGCGGAGCUGCGCUCCCGCAUCGUCGCCCUCUGGGAGAGGCUGCAGGUUCCUGCGGAGGAGAGGGAGUCUUCUGCGGUGCACGCGACCGGGUCCAGAGCCAAAACCAGGAAAGCUCUGCAGUUGGAAGUGGACUGUCUGGAGGAGCUGAAGCUGCAGAACAUGAAAUCCGUGGUCCAGGCAAUCCGGGCAGAGCUGGCUGACUACUGGGACAAGUGCUUCUACAGCCAGGAGCAGAGGGAAGGCUUCAGCCCCUAUUACGAUGAGGACUAUACAGAGACCCUGCUCGAGCUCCACGAUGCUGAGGUGGGGAAGAUGAAGAGCUACUACGAAGCACACAAAGAUCUGUUUGAGGCUGUGCAGAAAUGGGAGGAGAAUUGGAAGCUGUUCCUGGAGCUGGAGAGGAAAGCAACGGACCCCAGUCGCUUCGCCAACCGCGGGGGGAAUCUGCUGAAAGAAGAGAAGCAGCGAGCGAAGCUGCAGAAGACGCUUUCCAAGCUGCAGGAGGAGCUGGAGAGCAGGGUGCAGGCCUGGGAGCAGGAGCACGACGGGGCUUUCCUGGUGAAGGGGCAGCAGUUCAUAGAGUACGUGACGGAGCAGUGGCAGCUGUACCGCCUGGAGAAGGAGAAGGAGAAGCAGGAGCGGCAACUGAAGAAAAGCCGCCAGAUGGAGACGGAGAUGCUGUACGGGAGCACCCCCCGGACACCCAUCAAGCGCCGUGUGCUCGGCCCCCACACGCCUGGCAAAGUAAGGAAG
Messenger RNA from Leptosomus discolor (cuckoo roller), 1314 nucleotides. NCBI's taxonomy places the organism in Eukaryota, Metazoa, Chordata, Aves, Leptosomiformes, Leptosomidae. The record is from RefSeq and is a predicted model, not a curated record.